This is a messenger RNA of Camellia sinensis, 618 nucleotides long. The record is from RefSeq and is a predicted model, not a curated record. NCBI's taxonomy places the organism in Eukaryota, Viridiplantae, Streptophyta, Magnoliopsida, Ericales, Theaceae.
AUGGCCGCCAGAGAAGAAGAAGAUGAACAUGGAUUCGUGAGGAGGAUAGAUCAUAAUAAGUUAAUGGGUCUAAAAAAAAAAGAGAAACUAAGUCACUUCCGAUUCUUCUGGCACGACAUUGUUAAUGGCAGCAACCCCACUGCCGUGCAAGUAGUUCCACUGGCAUCGAACACCUCCGCCACAUUUUUUGGAUUAAUUAGACUGAUCGACAAUCCAUUAACAUUAGGUCCCAAAAUGAGAUCAUCGAAAAUGGUGGGUAGGGCUCAGGGGUUUUAUGCUUUGGCGUCGCAACAAGAUUUAGGAUUGUUAAUGGUGAUGAAUUUUGCAUCGAGUGAGGCCAAAUACAAUGGAAGCACCAGCACUGUGCUUGGUUGGAACUCUGUCUAUGCUCCGGUGAGGGAGAUGCCGGUGAUCAGAGGGAGCGGUCUUUUCGGAUUUGCGAGGGGAUCUGUUAAAACCAAGACUCAUAAAUUGUAUAUCCAGAAUGGAGACGCCACUGUUGAGUAUAAUGUUUAUGUAAUGCAUUAUUGGGUUUUUUUAUUAUUAUUUGUGACUACAAUAAUGGAUUAUUUUGGGAAGAUGGUUAUAAUCAGCUUUUUGGUUAAAAGCUGCUUAUAA